Molecule: messenger RNA, 1585 nt
Organism: Lethenteron reissneri (Far Eastern brook lamprey)
Lineage: Eukaryota; Metazoa; Chordata; Hyperoartia; Petromyzontiformes; Petromyzontidae
Gene: DCPS
Product: decapping enzyme, scavenger
Biological process (GO): deadenylation-dependent decapping of nuclear-transcribed mRNA
Cellular component (GO): nucleus; P-body
Molecular function (GO): hydrolase activity; RNA 7-methylguanosine cap binding
Source: RefSeq, a predicted model, not a curated record
AUGGCGGCCGCGUCGUCGUCUUCGUCUCCUCCUGAGGAGGGGAACUCAGUCGCCUCACAGCAGAAGAAGAAGCGCAAAGUGGUCGCCUCGGGCGAGACGUUGACGUCGCUCCGCGGCUUCAAACUCGUCCGGGUCCUAAACGACAACCCGAGGCAGAAGGUCGUCUUCCUGCACGCAAAGUGGAGCGGGGAGGCGAAGGGUGACGAUGGUGACGAUGGUGGUGGCGAUGGUGAUGAUGGUGAGAGGGGUGAGGAGGAGGAGGAGGCUCGUGAUGCCGUCGUGAUCCUGGAGAAGACUCCGUUCCGCGAGUCCCAGCUGCCCGCCCUGCUGAGUGGUGACACGGAGCUGCAGGGAGACCUCCACAACGACAUCUACGGCACCUACACGGCACGGCCACCGCCAGCGAGCAGCGAGAUGAAGGCCACCGUGAUCUGCCCGGCCACCCCUUUGCACCUCCUCAAGUACGAGCGCCGGGAGGCGUUCCUCAUCGAGGAGACCGACUCGGACUACCGCUCCACCACGCUGCCCUUCCUGCAGACCAGCAACUUCAGCCUGCAGUGGGUGUAUAACAUCCUGGAUAAGAAGGCAGAGGUGGAGCGGGUCGUGUUUGAAGACCCCGACCCCGAGACGGGCUUCGUGCUGCUGCCCGACCUCAAGUGGGACCAGAAGCAGACGAAUGAGCUCUACCUCAUCGCCAUCUGCCACAAGCGAGGGCUCAAGUCUCUGCGCGACCUCACUGGGGAGCACCUGCCCCUGCUGCAGAACAUCCUCACCAAGACGCAGGCUGCUGUGCUGGAUCGCUACGGCCUGGCCGCGUGCCGCCUGCGCUGCUACCUGCACUACCAGCCCUCCUACUACCACCUGCACGUGCACGUGACGCACGUGGGGGCGGAGGCCCCGGGCGGGGCGGUGGAGCGGGCCCACCUGCUGGGCGACGUGCUGCGGGCGCUGGCCGCUGACCCCCAGCACUACGCGCGGCGCACACUCACCUACGCCCUGCGCCAGGGCGAUGGCCUCCUGCAGGCGUUCCAGCAAGCUGGGAGAAUACCACAGUGAGGGGGACACUGGGUGUAGAGAUUGAGAGGGUGACACUGGCUACUGCAGGCCAGAGGUCGCAAACAGGUUUUGAUUCCACAAUUGGUUUUUUACCCUUCUAUCUGGCAACAAAAGGUGUCAGUUUUGUUGCCUGGUACAGGUUUCCGGUACCCGAUUGCGACUUCUGGGAUGAAGCCAUGUUGCAGGCGUGGGUGGGUUGAUUCUAGGAACUUGAAUUGUGAGAAGAUAAGACUUUGGGAAAGGAGUGACAGUUACUCACCAAUGAUUCACGGUCUACCCGUACCCGGCCGCACCAGGGUACCGGGUACCCGGUUGCAACCUCUGCUGCAGGCCUUGCAGUGAGAAUACUGUCGUGAGAAUGGGGACAAGGGGGGGGGGGGGGGUGGCGGUACUGGCUUUGGCAGGCCUUAGAGCCAGGAGAAAGCUGUCGAGGGGACUAGGAGAGCCUCCUGUGUUUUAAACAGACAUGGAGGUAAGACUGGUAUAAUGGUGGAGGGGCAUGUUUUGCUGAAUAAAAUUGUGGGUUUUC